Molecule: messenger RNA, 870 nt
Organism: Empidonax traillii (willow flycatcher)
Lineage: Eukaryota; Metazoa; Chordata; Aves; Passeriformes; Tyrannidae
Gene: FOXL1
Product: forkhead box L1
Exons: 1
Coding region: 1-870 (289 amino acids)
Biological process (GO): regulation of transcription by RNA polymerase II; cell differentiation; anatomical structure morphogenesis
Molecular function (GO): DNA-binding transcription factor activity, RNA polymerase II-specific; RNA polymerase II cis-regulatory region sequence-specific DNA binding
Source: RefSeq, a predicted model, not a curated record
AUGAGCCACAUCUACGGCAGCCACCUCUCUCCUCUGGGCAGCCCCUCCAUGGUUUAUCUCCCGGCCGCCCUCGGCUUCGCCCCCGGGGGAGCGAUCUCCCGGCAGGACCCCCCGCAGAAGCCCCCCUACAGCUACAUCGCCCUCAUCGCCAUGGCCAUCAAAGAAGCCCCGGAGCAGAAGGUGACGCUCAGCGGCAUCUACCAGUUCAUCAUGGACCGCUUCCCCUUCUACCACGACAACAAGCAGGGCUGGCAGAACAGCAUCCGUCACAACCUCUCCCUCAACGACUGCUUCGUCAAGGUGCCGCGGGAGAAGGGGAGGCCCGGCAAGGGCAGCUACUGGACCCUAGACCCGCGGUGCCUGGACAUGUUCGAGAACGGCAACUACCGCCGGAGGAAGAGGAAGCCCAAAGCCCCAGGGCCCCCGGAGGCGAAGGGUGGAGAGCAGCCUGGGCCGCCCGCCCGCCCCGUCGAGCCCAAGCGGGCCAAGGGGAGCGCGGCGGCCGCGGGGGACGCGGGGGUCCCUCGGCCGGGCCGGGGGACAGCGGCUUCCCCCGGGGGUCCGCCCCCGGUCGCCCCCGCCGCCGCCCCGCCACACAAGAGCGGCCCGAGGAGCCGCAGCUUCAGCAUCGAGAGCAUCCUGGCGCAGGGGCUGCGGCAGCCGCCCCCCGGAGCAGCCCCCAAGGCGGCCCGGGAGGGCCCCGCCGGCUGCCUCGGCGGUUCCCUGGUCGCCAGCGGCGGCUUCGGCCCGACCCUCAACGCCUCCCUCAUGCUCGACUCCCAGGUGCACGGGAGGCUCUACCACAUCGGCAUCCCCUUCCUUUCCUGCUUCCCUCUCCACGUAUCCGAGGCGGUAUUUAAUUUCCAGUAG